UUGUGAACGUUAGUGCGCCUUACGCUCAGAGCAUAUGUUUGAGACCAACCGCUGGAGAUGCUCUCAGGGAAUAAGUGAUCUACACUCUCCAAACGUGCACGCCCUUGUUCUUCAGUCUUGUGUUGUUCCUGCGUCUUAUGCUGAUCCCCUCGAGCACCUUCCCUUGACGAUUGACUUCCGCAGCGCCCCCCCCUCGCGGACGCUCGCGCCUCGCCGCCGAAUCAGCUUCCUGGGCGGUGCCGUAGUCACCAGCCCACGGGAAGUCGGUGGCUGAGCACUGAGCGCGCUUGGUUCGUCCGCUCCCGCCGCCACGAGUCGUACCCGCGUCGAGAUCUCAGCCCAGAGACACUUGCCUCACAUCCUUGUCCGUGAAAGACUGAGGGCGCCGCGGCGGAGCCGCACUAGCGCCCCCGAGAACGACGACGCUUCGCCGCUCCCCGGGAGGGCGUCAC
Molecule: messenger RNA, 452 nt
Organism: Phytophthora sojae
Lineage: Eukaryota; Oomycota; Peronosporomycetes; Peronosporales; Peronosporaceae
Exons: 3
Coding region: 35-274 (79 amino acids)
Source: RefSeq, a predicted model, not a curated record